Epinephelus moara (kelp grouper) is the source of this 2568-nucleotide messenger RNA. It is a transcript of the gene stap2a, whose product is annotated as signal transducing adaptor family member 2a. The transcript has 11 exons. The record is from RefSeq and is a predicted model, not a curated record. Bases 1 to 1233 code for a protein of 410 amino acids. NCBI's taxonomy places the organism in Eukaryota, Metazoa, Chordata, Actinopteri, Perciformes, Serranidae. Gene Ontology annotation, molecular function: signaling adaptor activity.
AUGAUCCCCAGACACAGCAGGCUACACCAGCCAGCUGUUGGAUUAUUGCCACAGCACUAUCUCAUCGGGGAAGGCGUGUCACUCCCCGAAUUACUCAGCGCCCCUUUGUCCUCGGUCGGUGCCCAGCCAGCGACACUCAUGGCGGCUGCACCCGUCAGGCAGCGCUCCGGGCCAGGGGGACCCCGGGCGCAGCUCCCGCCCUGCUACUACGAAGGCUACCUGGAGAAGCGAGGACCGAAAGAAAAGGCGUCCAGACGACUGUGGACCUGCCUGUGUGGGAAUUCUUUGUAUUUCUUCAAUAAUGCCAAGGACAGUCAUUACGUAGAGAGGCUGGACCUCAGUGGGUUUGUGUCCCUGAAGGACGACUGCAGCCGGGACAGAAACCUGGAGGCAGCCAGACUCAUCCUGCGCAUGAAGGAUGGAGAAACCAAACUCACAGCACCUAACUUGGAAUCAAGGGAGCUGUGGAAAGGUUUCCUCUACUCCGUUGUUGAUCUGAAUGUACCAUCCUGUCUCACGUUGCUGCCGGGCCAGCUGCAGAUGCUGAAGGAGGUGGUGGACAAAGAAAGGUCCAGACGGAGAACUCGCACUCCCACGCGUGCUCCUCCCUCGCCUCUCUCCGUGCCUUUAGUAGGAGAAAUCCCAGCGUGUUUUCGACCAGUGUCUCGAACAGAGGCUGAAGUCCUUUUAGAGCGACACCCAGACUGCGGCAACAUGUUGCUCCGUCCAGGUAGAGAUGGGUGCUCGCUGGCUGUCACUACUCGGCAGGACCUCAAUGGGUCUGUGUUCAGACAUUACCGUGUGACCCAGAGGGACCAAGGUGGAUAUGUCAUUGAUGUAGAAAAUCCUAUCCCUUGUGCUACGCUUCACGAGGUCAUCGACGCUCUGGUAGAGAAGACAGCAGGAACUUUACAGCCUUUCCUACUGGAGGAGCCCUACGAAGAGAAUAUCACAUAUGUUUCCGCCAAUGAUGAGAACGGAGAAAGGAUCCUCCACACUGCCCCCUCCAGCCCCCUGCCAAAGGCUCCCGCCCUGCCUCCAAAACAAGAUCGUUGGCCCGGCAGCCCCCUGUCCAGGUCUCCUGCCCCCGACCGUCGCAUCCUGACCUCACCGGUGCCGGCCUCGCCCACCAACCCCAUGAGACGACUCAUCCUCUCCCCUUCACCUCUCGCACAAACACUCAACGAGGAACUCAAAAUGAAGCUGGAGAAGAGACGAGCCAGUCAGGAGUGACUUCAUCAUCAACCAAUAAGCAACCUCCUGUCACAGCAUACUCAAUCUUCAGUGCCAAACCCCUUCUCACCGCAGCUAUGUAUUCAUCCUGUGCCUUCUAGGUGGAAGACAAGGGACUACAAACUCUCAUAGGGAAAUACAAAAUGUUGAGUUUCAUUCUUUUGGUCUUGUUGGACUUAGAUGGUUAAAUGGACUCUGGUUUGCUCCCUAAGAGCGAGACUGGCUGGUAAACACUGGGUCAUAAAACGCUGCCUGCCUUGGUUUGGGUAACAAUCCACUAGUGCUUUUUCCUACUUGCAUAAAGCUGUUUACAAUCUGAGCAAAAGAAUAGUGCCACAGCAAAUGAUUUUCCUUCAGAAUACAGUCCGCUGUGAAUCAAUAUGACUGGCAGCUAAAACUUAUCGGAGAAGCAGUGGCACGUUCAGGACCACCAACUGAGACUGAUGUUUUCCCGUCUAAGCCCCCUGUCUGAGCUGCUGAUGUUACUGCUGCCACACCGGAGACUACGAACAAACAAACCACAGACUGCAAAGAUCAACAGCGGAGCCACAAACUCUGACCUGAGCCCCGAGACACUUUAUCUGCUCUGAAAGUAAAAUAAACCAGGCGCGCUCAGGUUUCAGCAAUUCCCCUCACUCACCUCAUCACAUGUAACAUGACUGAGAAGAACAAAAAAAAAAAAAAGGUACAGUCGGGCUGGCCAGAAAACUGAAAACUGCACAAUCUCUGCCUGCUGCUCAUGAGUGCUCUUUGUGAUUGAUAAGCAACCAUUGAUGUAUUGUUGAUUCAGUGACACUGUUGUCAACUUUAACUGUACUGUUGGUGCUUAUUUUAAAGUGUUUCCUUAUUCUCUGCUACUGUGUACGUGCUACUGUUUGGUGCUAUGACUCACCAGCACUCAGACCUGCCUGGAAAGCCCAGGUGAUUUCUGUUCCUCUUAAAAGAAAAAAAAGGUAAAUCUACUGUAUUCAUGUGUGAGAGUGCCCUCUAGUGGAAUGGCUGUCAGCUAAGGUACAAAACUGACUGAACCUGGCAAAGACUUUUGGCUUUAUCACAGUAUUACACCACGCCCUACCUCUCUACAUUUAAUGACAAAAUUUUAAUUUACGACAGGUGUGAAGGUGCUUAAAGAAAAGCAACAAGUAUUUCUACAGUGACAUUUCUGCCAAUUGGCCAGUAGAUUUGACGUGUCUCUAGUGGCAAACUGUGACUCAAAGUGUCCUCUUACAAUGAACAGUUUCUUGUAUGUUUGUACAUGAUGUGUUGUGUCUACUUGAUCACUAUCAAAGAAUAGUGUUUGUUAGAUAUCAAGGGCAUUAAAUGGUUUUGCAUGGA